Molecule: messenger RNA, 3755 nt
Organism: Myotis brandtii (Brandt's bat)
Lineage: Eukaryota; Metazoa; Chordata; Mammalia; Chiroptera; Vespertilionidae
Gene: NOXO1
Product: NADPH oxidase organizer 1
Exons: 8
Coding region: 2301-3386 (361 amino acids)
Biological process (GO): superoxide anion generation
Molecular function (GO): protein binding; superoxide-generating NADPH oxidase activator activity; phosphatidylinositol binding
Source: RefSeq, a predicted model, not a curated record
GCAGAAGAGCAGCGUGUUGUGGAAGGUGCGCCGCGGCCGCGCCCUGGACUCGGACUGCCGAGUCCAAGUCCGUCUUGCGACCCUCAACGCCACCAUCGCUCCCUCUGACGGUCCCGCGUGCCUGUGGCCACGCACUGAGCCUUCAACUGGGGAUACGCCCCCCAGCGGGCUACGCGGCGCUAUGGCAACGUAGGGCGGGGCCUGGGCGCAAGGGGCGGAGUGCACCUGGGGGAGGUCCGGGGGGCUGUGCCUGCAACGGAGGCGGCGCGCCUGUGAGCUUCUGCUCGAACCCGGCGGCCCCCGAUCCUCCAGUUGCGGGAAGGAAUUAAAACCAGGAAGCAGGGGCCGCAGAGAACUCUUCUUCCCUACGUACAGUCAUUCCGCAAAUAUUUGUGUAGUGUCUCUUCCAAGCACUAUUCCAGGCGCUGGGCAGGGCGGGUAGCAAGACCCAACCCUGACCUCCUAGUCCCAGUGGUCAAGACGGGGGCGGGGCGCGGAGAGUUACACUAAUAAAUGUUCACUUACAAACUAUGGUGCGGAGGGGGCCAUAACAGGGCGUGGUAAAUGCAGGUGGCCUCCUUGAGAAGGUGACCCUUAUGCAGAGGCCUGAAAGAUACGGGGCAGUCAAGGACAAGGCUGGAGGUGGGAGGUCUCAGCCCCUUGCAUAGGCUGAAAGGCGGGGGGACAGGACCUGGGGAGAAAUCCAGAGGUGGGCAAGGGCCCGCCAAGGACCUUGUCAGCUGCCUUGGGAACUGGGAAUCUAUUCUGAGAGCUGUGGGAAGGUACUGGACAGUUUUGGGUAGGGCUACCUCUACCUGAUCCCAUUUCUGUUUUGCAAAGAUUUCUCUGGAGAGUCAAUUUCAUGGGAGCAAGUAAGGAACAUGGGCAUUAGGUGGGGGGUGGGGUGGCGGGCUUGUAGUUGCCCAGGUGAGAGAUGAGGGUAGGGGCUAUGGAGAGGGGAAGAGUGGGAAGGAUCCAGGGUUGUGGGAAGUGUGGAAGCAGGGGGCUCUCAGUGGGUUAGUUGAGGGGGCCUCAGCAGCCUUCUAGGUCCCUGGCUGUUAGUAAACUGGCCCUUCCCUCGCCUCUGUCCUUUGUCUUCCAGGGAGCAGGGUCUGUUCCUACCUGACGCUGCCAGGCCAGACGCCCUCAGCACAGCCCCCACUGAGAUCGGGGAGAGUGAGACAGUUGGGCUAAAGGCACUCUGAAAAUCAGGCCCAUGCAGCAGGUGUUCACUGUCCAGGCCAAGACCAGUGAAGGUUUGAAAGCUUCAGAGAGAGCCGCUGGAGGGACACACAAAAGCCCUUUGUCCAGGCCACGUGGUUUCCUGGAGGGAUGCCCUAGACACCGACUCCUCCCUGAGGGGUUUGGGGUGGGGUCCCAACACAGAGCUGGUGGCCUCAACAGCAGGAGGAACACUGUGCACCAAGGUUAGAUGCAGCUCAAGGUUAGAUUCAGAAAUCUCCCCUGAAAGAAAGAAAGCAGCCCAGAAUUGUGGGGUACCUGGGCACAUCCUCGGGAGACUACAGGAUCUUCUCACCAUCCCAGUGGGGGAAUGGUCACUCCUGAUCUCAGAGGCUGUGUUUGCAGUAACUUGUAAUAAAUUAUAAAUUUAGAGGCAACUCUCAAAACAAUCCUAGUCACCCCCCCCCCCCCCCAAGUGCCAGUGACUGUAGAGAUGGAUGGACCACCACAGGGAGGGAAACCUCUGGGGUGAGCCUGUGAGAUCCGACCCUCCCCAACACAUACAGAAAAACUGACAGUAUUCACUUAAUACAAACUUCCUCCUUUGUGACUUGGGGACAUUAAGAAAUCUUCCCUCCCAGGUGAGGAUUAAGCCGUUCCUGAUGACAACUGUGUUAGCUGUCCAGGCAAGUUCAAAGGCGAUGCAGGGGGCACCCCUUGCAGGAGGCUCUCGCCAACCCCACCAUUAUGCGGGACUGGGAGAGCAGGGAGGGUGGGCCAGGCCUAGCGGCACUUUGAUGGUCUCUGCCUUCUCCACCUCCCAGGGCAGCAGUCCCAGCCCCUCCACCGCCUCUGUGCUCCCCCUCCUACUCGCCAAGUCCUGUGCUCCUGCUCCUCCAUCCAGAUUUCAAGUGGAGGCCCAAUGAGGAAGCUAAGGACAGGGGGAGGGCAGUGAGGGAAUGCCCCUGGCAGGUCUGAGGCAUCAGGGGAAUUCCAACCAGUCUUUCCGGGUGCCCAGAAGCACCUCCAGUCCCUGUGCGGCUAGGGAGCCCGCGGGCUAUUCUACCACACGCUGCUGACUCCAGAAGCCUAGGACCUGGGCCCGUGAGACCACAGCUAUGGUGGGCCCUCGGCACCCAGUGUCAGUCCGUGCAGCAGCUCUGGUGCAGAUAGAGAAGCUCCAAAUGUUCGCCUUCUCUGUGUGCUGGUCGGAUGACAGCAACACCUUGGUGCGGAGGAGCUGGGACGAGUUUAAGAGACUCCAUAAGAUCCUCAAGGAGACCUUCCCGGUGGAGGCAGGCCUGCUGCGGAGAUCCGACCGAGUUCUCCCCAAACUUCCAGAUGCUUCUACAUCACUGUUGGCGCGUGGGGGGCGCAAAGGCCGUGGCCUGGCGCGCCUGCAGUUGCUGGAGGCCUAUUCUCGGGCGCUGCUGGAGGCAGAGCAAGUAUCCAGGGGGCCAUUGCUCACCGCCUUCUUCGAGCCACAGCUCCAGGACCUGGAGCCUUCACUACCACUUGGCAGCCUGGUGAUCCUGCCCGUCCUGGAAGAGCCCCCACCCCGCCCUGUGGGCAGUCUUGCCAUAGGCAGCCUGGAGGCUCUGCGCCUGCACUGUCUGCAGCCCUUCAGUACCCAGGAUACACGGGGCCAACCCUUCCAUGCGCAGGCCCAGGAGGCCCUAGAUGUGCUGCUGCGACACCCCUCAGGUUGGUGGCUGGUGGCUAAUGAAGACCAGCAGACAGCAUGGUUUCCUGCUCCCUACUUGGAGGAGGUGGCCCUGGGCCAAGGACAAGACGGGAGACAGCCCUUAAGGAGUAGUGGCUCCCAGUUCUGUGCUUCCCAAGCCUACGAAGGCAGCCGGGCCGACGAGCUGUCAGUGCCUGCGGGGGCAAGAGUGCGUGUGCUGGAAAUGUCGGACCGCGGCUGGUGGCUGUGCAGGUUCGGUGGCCGCACAGGCCUUCUCCCCUCUGUGUUACUGCAGGCAGAUGGGCUCGGCACGCUUCUGAAUGGACCAGGGUUCCCUUCUGGGGCAGAGGGUGGAGAGAACAGGGCGGGGGAGGCCCAAAGCUCCCCUGAGUCCCCCCAGGUCAUGACACUUCCUCCUACUGUGCCAGCCCGCCCCCUGCUGAGUGCCAUUCAGAGCCGCUGCUGCACCAUCACCCGUAGGGCACUGGGGAGGGACCCACGGAGUCAGGGACAUCCUUGAGGGUGUGUGGAACCGCAUGGAGAGUGCUGUGUACCCCACAGCUGGAGGGGCCCGGCCAGAGGCUCCAGACCCCGGGGAAGACUGAUGGCAGCCACACCGCCACCAGGGCAGGGGGAGGGUGGGACUCUCUGGCUGGCAGGGCCAGGAAGCUACACUCUCCCAUUUCCUCUGAGUGAAGAUCUGAUUAACCCACACUCAGUGUCCACGCUGAGGGGCAGGGCCUGUUGGAUUGCACAGGCCAAGGCACCGGGGUGGUGUUUGGCCAAGGUUGUAGCUGGGACCUGGGGUGAGACAAAACCAAACCGACACAGGGAACUGGGAUAAAAACUCUGGUGUUUCAACAAAAAACAAAAAUAAAAAACAAACAAA